AGGGAUCAUGAACUACCUUAAUCUACCCGACUUCUAAUGUGCUUUUUAGCAUUCGUAUUGUGCUGUUGGCUCACACUGAACUGUUUCAAACAACAUAUUGAGCUGUUUCAAAUCACAUUUCGCCUCCUGCCCCCCAUCCUGUAUUUCUAUAUUAUAUUUUUCUAAUCUAAAUGCAGCAUUUUACAUUUAUUUCUAGUUCAUCUUGUGACUACUAUUCUGUUUAAGAUGGUUGUAAAGAAGAAGAAAGAAAUACAAGUUACUGCGUUGACCAUUUGUCAUCAGGACCUUGAAACUUUGAGAUCUUUGGCUGACGUGGAAGGGAAAAAUCUAGCUUCUCUGCUGUUACAUUGUGUACAGCUCACCGAUGGAGUGUCCCAAAUCCGUUAUGUGAAACAGAUAGUGCCUUUACUGGAGAAAGCAGAUAAAAAUGGCAUGUGUGAUCCCACUAUUAGAAGUUGUUUGGACAUUUUAGCAGGCAUUUAUCUUUCUUUGAGUCUAAAGAAUCCCUUGAAGAAAGUCUUGGCAAGCUCACUAAAUUGCCUGCCUGAAUUUUUUCUAACUGAGGCCGUACAAAGUUUUACCUCUCGUCUUCAGGAAGAGUUGAAGACUACUGAUCUGUACUCUUACAGAAAAGUAAUUGACAACAUAUCUUCCUGUAUGGAGAACUUUAACUUGGGUAUAACAAGUGUUAAUAAUCUUCUUGAAAAUGUGCUUCAUUUUCUACAGAAGAGUUUAAUUGAAAUUGCAGAAGAAAAUAGAAAACUUGCUGGAAAUCAUAUUGUUCAAACUCAGUUGAUGAAUGACUUAUUGGUAGGCAUUAGAGUUUCAGUAAUGUUAGUACAGAAAGUACAAGGCCUCCAAAGAAUUCAUUUGACGAUUUCCAGUUCUCCCACAUGGCAGAGUAUGUGUGAAUUGCUGAGUAUUUUUACCAAGUUUUUAAACAAUGAUGACCUCUUAAGGACAAUUCAGAGUACAUCUGGAUUAGCUGUUAUUCUUUUUAUUAAAGCUAUGUUUCAUCCACCUGAAAAGAUUCCUGAUUUGAUUAGUAGUUUGCUUCUCCAUUCUGUGGACUGCUCGAGCACCCCAGAGUGGUUUGUGAACUCCUGCAGGAGCCUUUGUUGUGCUGAUGUCUCCGAGUCAGCCCUCCUGUUCCUGUGUCAGGGGACCCUCACCAUGUUGGACUGGCAGAAUGGGAGCAUGGGCCUGAGUGGGGAGGUCCUGCUCUUGGAUACCGUGCAUGUUUUGUUCACCUUGAGUUCACAGAUCAAGGAGUCAGCUCUGGAAAUGUUUCUGUCGAGAAUUUUGGCAUCUUGGACUAACUCAGCCGUACAUGUUCUCAAAUCAGGUUCCCCAAGCCUGAAAGACAGUCUGAACGGGAAUUCAAGCAUAGCUCAGAGACUUUUGGGAUAUGUCUAUACCCACUGGGAACAUCCAUUGGAUGCUUUGAGACACCAAACCAGAAUCAUAUUCAGAAACAUUCUUCAGAUGCACCAGCUCACUGUCAAAGAGUCAGAGUUAGAAAAGUCAGACUUGGCUGCUGAUCGUUUCAUCUUUGAACUGACUGAGAGUCUUCUGCGAUUGGAAUGGCAUAUUAAAGGAAAGUACAUAUGCCUUGGUUGUUUAGUAGAAUGCAUAGGAGUUGGACAUAUUUUGGCAUUAGCUAAAACUAUUCCAUCGCAAAUACUAGAGGUGAUGGGGGACCAGUCACUGGUACCUUAUGCAAGUGACCUCUUAGAAACCAUGUUUAAAAAUCAUAAGAGUACUUUGAAAUCUCAGGCUGUCGACAGUACUUGGAUUGAUGAGUGGCAUGAGACUUGGGUUUCUCCUCUCCUUCACAUACUCUGUGAAGGAAAUCUGGAUCAAAAAUCUUAUGUCAUUGAUUAUUACUUGCCCAAAUUAUUGAAUUGCAACCCUGAAAGCUUAAGCUACAUGGUAAAGAUUCUUCAGACUUCUGCUGAUGCUAAAACUGGGUCUUAUAAUAGCAGAGGGGCUCUGGGAGCUUUGAUGGCAUGUCUGCGAACAGCUAGAGCUCAUGGACAUCUUCAGUCUGCAACUGAUGCCUGGAGGAAUCUUGUGUCCAGUGCAAAAAUAAAGCAAGGCUUAAUUCAUCAGCACUGCCAAGUGCGGAUAGAUACAUUAGGCUUGCUUUGUGAAAGUAAUCGAAGCACAGAAAUCGUUUCCAUAGAAGAGAUGCAGUGGAUUCAGUUCUUUGUCACAUACAAUCUUAACAGCCAGUCUCCAGGAGUGCGGCAGCAGAUCUGCUCUCUUCUUAAAAAGUUGUUUUGUAGGAUACAGGAAAGUUCUCAGGUGCUUUAUAAACUGGAGCAAAGUAAAUCCAGACAUGAACCAGAGAAUGAGUUAACCAAACAACACCCUUCUGUUUCUUUAAAUCAGUAUAAGGAUUUCAUGUCAUCCAUUUGCAACAGCCUUUUUGAAGCAUUGUUUCCUGGCUCUUCCUUCCCAACUAGAUUUUCAGCUUUAACCAUUUUAGGCUCAAUAGCUGAAGUUUUUCCUGUCCCAGAAGGUCAAGUCCAAACAGUCUAUCAGCUGAGUCAUGAUAUUGAUGUUGGUCGUUUCCAAACACUAUUGGAAUGUUUUACCAGCACUUUUGAAACAGUGAAACUUUUAGCAUUUGAUCUUCUGAUGAAGUUGCCAAAAACAGUUGUACAAUCGCAGGAUUCAGAGAAACUGCAGGGUUUAUUCCAGGCAGCAUUGGCGCUCAGCACCAGCACCAAACCAUAUGACUGUGUCACAGCUUCCUGCCUACUGAACUUCUUGAUCUGUCAGAAUGCUCUGCCAUCAUCUUUGUCUGCUUACUUAAAAGCUCAGCAGGCUGCUUGUGGAAAUGGAGAUGAGGCCACUGCUGUGGUGGAAAGUAACACAUUAAUAGUUAUCAAAUGCUUGUUGGAAAACCUUGAGGAAGAAAUAUCUCAGGCUGAAAAUUCUCUGCUUCGGGCAGCAGCAGCAUUUCCAAUGUAUGGGCGAGUUCACUGUAUAACAAGGGCUUUGCAGAAGUUACCUCUAAACAGCCUGCAGCUGGUGAGUGAGUGGAGACCUGUGGUGGAGAAGCUCCUUUUGAUGUCCUACAGGCUUUCCGCUGUGGUGGCUCCCGUCAUUCAGAGCUCGUCCCCAGAAGGCCUCGUCCCAAUGGACACUGAUUCAGAGUCAGCAAGCCGCUUACAGAUGAUUCUGAACGAGAUUCAGCCACGAGAUACUAAUGAUUACUUCAAUCAAGCCAAAAUAUUGAAAGAACGUGAUAGCUUUGAUUUGGAGGACUUGAAUGCUAGUGUAUCAAAUAUUGACACUUCUGCAGAAGUCCAAGGUAAAGAAGGAAAAACAUGUGAUGUAACCGCUCAGAUGGUGCUGGUAUGCUGUUGGAGAAGUAUGAAGGAAGUUGCUUUACUUUUAGGCACACUGUGCCAGCUUCUACCCAUGCAGCCUGUGCCAGAAUCUCCUGAUGGAUUACUGACGGUGGAGCAGGUAAAAGAAAUAGGAGAGCACUUUAAACAACACCUUUUACAGUCCAGGCACAGAGGAGCAUUUGAAUUGGCUUACACUGGCUUUGUGAAACUCACUGAAGUACUAAACAGAUGCCCUAAUGUGAAUCUGCAAAAGCUACCAGAAGAGUGGUUAUGGAACGUUUUAGAGGAAAUUAAAUGCAGCGAUCCUUCAUCUAAACUCUGUGCUACAAGGCGCAGCGCUGGAAUUCCUUUCUACAUACAGGCACUGUUGGCAUCUGAACCGAAGAAAGGCAAAAUGGAUUUGUUGAAAAUAACAAUGAAAGAGUUAAUCUCUUUGGCUGGGCCUACUGAUGACUCACAAAGUACAGUUCCCCAGGUUCAUGCUUUAAAUAUUCUUAGAGCCUUGUUCAGAGAUACACGUCUGGGAGAAAAUAUUAUUCCUUAUGUUGCUGAUGGAGCUAAGGCUGCAAUCCUAGGCUUUACAUCACCAAUCUGGGCAGUGAGAAACUCAUCCACACUUCUCUUCAGUACCUUGAUCACAAGAAUAUUUGGAGUUAAAAGGGGAAAGGAUGAACUUUUCAAAAAAAAUACAAUGACAGGGAGCGAAUUCUUCUCUCGUUUCCCGGGACUCUAUCCUUUCCUUCUCAAGCAGUUAGAGGCUGUAUCCAGCACUGUGGACAGUGAUACAGGAGAACUAAACCAUCAUCCAAGUAUGUUUCUCUUACUGUUGGUGUUGGGGAGACUCUACCCUUCCCCGAUGGACGGCACCUAUUCUGCUCUCAGCAUGGCUCCAUUUAUUCCCUUCAUUAUGAGGUGUGGUAACUCACCUGUCUACCGCUCUCGUGAAAUGGCAGCCCGUGCCUUGGUCCCAUUUGUUAUGAGAGAUGAAAUCCCAGCUACCAUCCGAACUCUGUUGGCCAAACUCCCCAACUGCACUGACCAGUGUUUCCGGCAAAACCAUAUUCAUGGGACACUUCUCCAGGUUUUUCAUUUGUUACAAGCCUUCUCAGACUCCAAGUACAGAAUGAAUGCAUACUUUCAGCAGGAGCUGGCUGAUGUUGCUGUUUGCACCAUAGCCAAACUUUGGCUGGCCAAGAGGCAAAAUCCGUGUUUGGUGACCAGAGCUGUGUAUAUUGAUAUCCUGUUCCUGUUGACUCGCUGCCUUGACAAGCCCACAGAAGGCAACCAGCCAGUCCUGGAGCACCUUGGCUUAUGGGAGGAAGUCAGAAAGAUCAUCUCAGGAUCAGAGCUACUAACGGGAUUCCCCUAUACCUUCACGGUGCCAGGCCUGCCCCAGUACCUCCAGAGCCUCACCAAACUAGCCAUUGCUGCAGUGUGUACAGUGGCCGUCCAGGCUGAAGAGCAGACACGGGACGUCCCCAUCUCCUUCUCUCAGCUGCUAGAGUCUUCCUUCCCUGAAGUGCGCCUGCUGACACUGGAAGCCCUGUUGGAAAGGUUUUCAGCAGCCUGUGGAUUAGGAGAAAAGGAACUGCCACCCUUGCUGUGGAAUAUGGGAGGGAUGUUCUUGAUGUUGGCAAUGAAGGAAAAUCACCCAGAAUGCUUCUGCAAGAUACUGAAAAUCCUGCAUUGCAUGGACCCCAGGGAGUGGCUUCCCCAGACAGAAUGCUGUAUCCAUCUAACCCCAAAGGAGUUUUUGAACUGGACCAUGGAUAUUGCUUCCAAUGAAAGGUCUGAAAUUCAAAGUGCAGCUCUGAGACUUGCCUCCAGAGUGAUUGUCCAUCACAUGCAGACGAGUGAUGAGACCAGGGACUCCGUGGCCCCCGAACUGAAGCAGUGGGUACAGUUGGUCAUCUCGUCUUGUGGAGAUCACCUUCCCACGGAGUCCAGGCUGGCCGCUGCUGAGGUCCUCACCAGCACCACCCCGUUUGUCCUCACCAACCCCCAGCCCGUUCUCGGGCUGCGGGACACGCUUGCCCUCUGGAGGUGUGUCCUCACCCUCCUGCAGAGUGAGGAGCAAGCCGUCCGAGAUGCCGCCACGGAGACGGUGACGGCCGCCGUGUCGCAGGGGAACACCUGCCAGUCCACAGAAUUUGCCUUCUGCCAGGUGGAUGCCUCCAUUGCUCUGGAUGUGGCCCUGGUUGUGCUGUGUGACCUGCUCCAGCAGUGGGACCAGCUGGCCCCUGGACUCCCAAUCCUGCUGGGAUGGCUGCUGGGAGAGGGUGAUGACCUCGUGGUCUGUGUGGAGAGCGAGCGUCAGGUGGAAGAAGACUACCUGUUUGAAAAAGUAGAAGUCAACUUUUGGGCUGAGACCCUGAUCUUCGUAAAAUACCUCUAUAGGAACCUCUACAGUCUUCUCUCCAAGUCCAACCAGCGUCCCCUCAGCCCUGAGAGGCUCUGUCAUCUUCAGAGGACAGCAUCAGAGCAGUGCCACCUCCUUUCCCAGCUCUUCAAAGAGCUGCCACCAACUGCAGAGUUUUUGAAGACAGUGGAGUUCACGAGACUGCGCAUUCAGGAGGAAAGGACUUUGGCUUGCCUGAGGCUGCUGGCCUUUCUUGAAGGAAAGGAAGGGGAAGACCCCCUAGUUCUCAGUGCUUCGGACUCUCCAGCAAAAGCAAAUCAGUUAACUCUUCCAGGAACAGAAAUGGCUUGUUGAAGAAAGACGG
This is a messenger RNA of Miniopterus natalensis, 6085 nucleotides long. It is a transcript of the gene THADA, whose product is annotated as THADA armadillo repeat containing. Gene Ontology annotation, biological process: tRNA methylation. The record is from RefSeq and is a predicted model, not a curated record. Gene Ontology annotation, cellular component: cytosol. Lineage: Eukaryota; Metazoa; Chordata; Mammalia; Chiroptera; Miniopteridae.